AUGUACAAGCUCCAAGUUGUGUUAAUUCCGCCAGGAGCAAAUUCAGGAGGAUCGGGGAUACCAGCAGGAACUCCAACCACAGAAAACUCGCAGAUAUUGCCCUCGAAUCUUGUUGGAAAUGGGUCUAGUAUAAAAGGAAGUAAUCGGUCGGAAUUAGUCGGAAAUGGUGCGGCUGCGAGCAAUUUAUUUAUGUCAAGCUUCAUCUCAAACUAUAUGGGCAGUGUUAAGACGCGAAAAUUUCUGCAUUUUACAAAGCCAUCGCACACGUUGCUGGCGCUUUCCCAGGAGAUCAUCGACAAAUGCCAAAAAAUUUACCCAAACUUGGAGCGCCCUGUCGAGAUCGACACUCUUCAAGACGCGAACGAAUGCGAUCUGGAUCCUGAUUUUCUUGUUAAGGACGUUUUCAAUGUUGAUAACACGGUGCGAGCCGUGCUACGCACCGAGAUGGAGUUUACGACUUCUGAGCCAGAAACGGCAUAUUCUGUUUCCAACAAGAAACGGAAGCUCAGUAGACCAAGUUCUGGCUCGCAACCCUACUCCAACGUUCUCAGAAUCGCUAAAAAGAGACCACAUGCUUUACGAAACGGCACCAGCAUGCGCGUCUCGACCCCUCUUGCAAACCAAAUUUAUCCUCCGAGGAACGAGCAGAUAAAUUCGGACUAUGAGGACGAGGAAGUUGGAGACAGAUCAGUCCUGCCACCACCACAACCACAGUCUCCUCCCAUACGCAUCAGCUCAGGCUUUGAGAUUGGCAAGAAGAUUGCUUCCAACGAAAAUACGGUAUCUAGAUCAGAAACUGUUGAUCCCGACAAAUCGAGGCAGCAUCGUCUACUGUCUGGGACGCCAAUGAGGUCACCUCGGGCUCUCGAAGAAACUCCUAACGGACCAAUUACAAUACCCGGCCAGAAAGUCAUGCUGGAACCCGCCUCGGCGAACAAAAACAUGGCUACACCGGUGGCUACAAAUAAGCGAAUAACGUCGGGGAUGCUAAGAAUACCCGAGCCCAAGAUUUCUGAAAUAGAAGAAGAGCUCAGACAAGGACCUGCCAGUCCGUCUGCAGAGCUUCCCGCCAAGCCCAAUCGAAUUCCAAUGAAAAAGCCAUACGGCGCUUCCGAAAUUAAUGCUAGCGAAGAGUCUUCUGAUGCUGAGCAAGAGUUCAGAGUUCCAGAGAUACCAUCUGGACUUCAUGAGAUCAAUGGUGCGAGAUCAUCAUAUGCUGCUCGGCAAACAUCGAUUGCGGAUAACAAUGGUUCCCCGAUGAAAGAUGGGAAAAAGCUUGGUGAUGUUAAUUUAGCUCAACUUCCUGACUCGAGAAUGAGCGACCAUCGCAAGUCCUCAUUGGAAAGUAAAGUUGAAUCUCUUAUCAAGAACGCGUCAACCGCGGCAUCUCUGUCAGGAAUUUCAGAGCAUAACCGCCAAGGGCCAGAAUCUCUUCAAGCAACAAGAAAGGCGAAUUUCACUGACGAUGAGGACGAGGUUGAUGAAGAAAAAGAUACUCCUGCUGAUCCCGAUGAAACGGUGCGCGUGAAUUAUCUGGAGCCUAAUACUAGCUUUCACAAAUCUGAACUUCUGUCUAUGCUAAGGCAUAAUGACGUUUCGAUGGACUUCAAUCCGGUUUCCCGACAUCAAAGAAUUGACGGGAAAGAAUUUGCUGACAGCGACCCAUCAAAUUUGCAGAAAAAUGGGCCCAAUGACACUUCUUAUCAGCGAAGCCAAAGGACGGCAGCAAGGAAAGCAGCUAGGCUUUUAUCCUCGGGAAGAUCAAGAACAGAGCCCCAGUCUUCGUCUGACGACUCAAGUGGCAUUGAAACAGAGCUCAGUGAAAACGACAGUGUUGCUGUUAUGGAAAAGAAUGCUCUCAGGAAAAUUAAUAUCCACCCUCUGAAAGAAAGAGUUGUCGGACGUGAAAAAGAUUCCACAAGGGAUGCUUCAACGGCUAUGAAAACUACGGAUCGCGAUGAUGUUUUAAGCCGGGCUAAGUCAGGUCAUGUGGUUAAUGGAAAGAUGGAGGAUAUUGACGAGUCAGGUACCCCCGGAACAAAUAAUGCGUCCAAACCCACAGCAUCACCAAAGACCAAAAAAGAUGCCGCCAUAAACAGUUCCAAGAAAACUACAGUUAACAAAUCCGUAGCUGAAAAGUCAGCUUUCUUUCAGUCACCAAGUAAAACUAUUUCCAAGAAUUUGGAAAAGGCAAUUUCUCCUCCACCUGCAAACAAUAUCGCCAAAAAGCUGUAUCAGACACCCGAGUUCGUAGAAGAUUCGGAUGAUGAGUCAAGCACACCCUCUUCUAUCUUACAGCCACAGCCAUUAGCUAGGAAAAAAGUUCCACCUUCAGUCCUCAAAAGAAGAGAAGAGGCAGAAAGGAGAAGACAAGAGAAAGAAGAGGCCAAGAAGUUGAAGGCUCAGGAAAAUGCCACUAAAAAGUUAGAAAGAGAAGCCAAGAAGCAGGCAAGAGACGAGGAAGUGGCUAAGCGGAAAUCCGAAAGAGAAGCAAAGAAGAAACAGAAGGAGGAGGAGAUGUCGAAGAAAAGGGCCGAACGAGAUGCGAAGAAUAACUCAAAAGACAGCAAUUCCUCUAAAAGUUUCAAGGUGGUAGGGAAGGUGAAAGAUGCAAAUGAAGCUAUAGAAAAAACACCUGCGGAACAAGGCACCUCAAGGUCGUCCGAGUUAGAGAAGCCAAGCGUUUCCGCGGACGCAUCGCUUAGAGAAGUUACAGAAAAAAAUAAGGCUACCAUAAUUGAACAGGCUCAGCCUAAAAGUGACUUUAAGCUAGAAGAGUUGCGUCGUAAGUACCUUGGCGAAAGCUCGGGGCCAUCUACCGAGAGCAAAAGCCCUGUGGUCAAUACCGCUCCUGCGCCAAGAUCAACUGGCUCCUAUAGUUCAGAAAUUUCAGAGGAGUCUGAAGAUGAUGACUCGUCGGGCGAUUCGUCGGGUGACCAAUCGUCAGAAGAAUCCAGUAAAAGGAAUAGAAGGGGCGUAGUGGACACUCCUAAGGGGGAAUUUCGAUCAGUAAGCUCCAAGACUUCAAAAUCAGAAUACGCAGGUGUUGAGGCAGCUCCUCAGUCAACACAGAAAACUGUUGCCGAGAGCUCCUCACCUGUAAAAGUUCCUGUGACGCGGAUGAUGGAGUAUUCUUCUCCCAAUUCCACGGUCAUGGAUCAGUCAGAUUCUGUACCUUCUAACAGAAAAGUAAAGCAGCAUGGGCGUUCCUUGAGUUCACUUUCUGAUCUGGCUUCACGUGGCGUCCCAGAAGUUAAAGAACCCGCCGUCCCCACCAAAAUAACCCAACCUCAAAAAGAUCCCAAGACUAGUGACAGCUCGAAUGAAGAAAUGAGUGAUGAUGAUGAUAGUGGCGACAGCAAUAGUGAUAACGACGACAGCAGCUCGGAUUCCUCAGAUGACAAGUCAAACUUCAUAAGCGCCAGAUCCGCUAGUCAAGCACUAGGCAAAAAAAAAUCGAAAAGCGGAUUCGCCUCUCUAAUCAAAGAUUCCAAGAAAAAGUAG
Messenger RNA from Lachancea mirantina, 3504 nucleotides. The record is from the annotation of a GenBank genome assembly. NCBI's taxonomy places the organism in Eukaryota, Fungi, Ascomycota, Saccharomycetes, Saccharomycetales, Saccharomycetaceae.